Messenger RNA from Opisthocomus hoazin, 939 nucleotides. Its product is annotated as UDP-glucuronosyltransferase 1A1. NCBI's taxonomy places the organism in Eukaryota, Metazoa, Chordata, Aves, Opisthocomiformes, Opisthocomidae. The record is from RefSeq and is a predicted model, not a curated record. Gene Ontology annotation, molecular function: UDP-glycosyltransferase activity.
AUGGCCCCGGUGCUUAGUGCUCAUCCGCAGGUCACGGCGACGCUGGGUCUGCUCCUGUCUGUGCUCAGUUUGGCUGCUGGUGGAAAGCUGCUGGUAACAUAUGUGGAUGGGAGUCCUUGGUUCACCAUGCGGGAAGUGUUGGACAGUCUCAGGCAGAAAGGGCAUGAAAUAGUCGUCGUUGCACCAGAGAUAAAUAUACACAUAAAACCAAUGAAGAAUGUUGUUAUGAAAAUGUACCCAGUUCCUUUUACACAGGAAGAGAUGGAUGGAAAUCUCCACGCAUUUUUACAAGAUUUAUUUGAAGAAGCAUCUUUUGUGGAAAGAUUUGUUAAAGGAUACCAAGGCUUAAAAAAAAUCUCUGAUUUGAUAUUGUCGAACUGUGCACACUUACUGUCCAACACAGAGCUUCUCAGAUAUCUUGAGGAGAGCAAGUUUGAUGCCAUCCUUACAGACCCUGCACUACCCUGCGGGCCCAUCCUGGCUGAGCAUCUCUCAGUCCCUUCCGUGUUUUUUUUGCGAGGAAUACCCUGUGGUUUAGAUUUUGACGCCACUCAAUGUCCCAAUCCCCCUUCUUACGUCCCCAGGGGAUUCACAGACCUUACAGACCGCAUGAACUUUCUCCAGCGUGUGAAGAAUCUAGUCUUUGACACCCCAAAUUAUUUCCUCUGUGAUUUUGUCCUUCAACCAUAUGCAAAACUGGCUUCUGAGUUCCUCCAGCGGGAUGUGACUCUGCCAGAUCUCUUACGCAAGGCUUCUAUUUGGCUCAUGAGGUCAGAUUUUGUGUUAGAUUAUCCAAGACCUCUGAUGCCCAACAUGAUUUUCAUUGGAGGAAUGAACUGCGCUCACAAGAAGCUGCCUCAGGUGGGUCAUUCUCUGUUUUCAGUUCUUGCUCUGGUAGACUUCUGUGUUUAUAAGCGUGAAAUUGUGUACAGCAGAUAG